AUGUUGCCAAGUAACGAGGGACGAACCCCGAUGAUGCGAGUCAUUUCGCAGUCCGUUGUCCCACGAGACAUUACGGACGAGUUUACCAAAGCGGCCUCAAAAUUGCAGACUGGGCAACUGGUGAAAGAUGAGUACUUUACGUUGUUCGAGGCAGUGGGCGCACUGGAGAUUAUGGACUCGAAAAUGGACAGUGGCUAUCUUGGACCGGGGCAAACCGACGUGCAAGCGUUAGAGGACGACUACGAUACCACGCGGGAGCUGGCUCCGGAGCAGGUGAUAGGGAUAAUGGAUGAACUAUUAUGUCAUGAGAUGGCAUGGCAUAUGGGACAUCCACUCUCGCAAACACUUUUUACCUCUCUAUACCUUGAUAAACUCCUUUGGCCCAUACCGAAAACGCUUGAAGAAGCCCACUUUUGUCGUCCGGGAUCCUCUAGGAACAAGGAAGAGCCAGGGAUGGUACAUGUCGUGCUACGUGCCUAUUGUCUUGCGCUUCUCAAAUGUUGCGAUUUUGUUCAUGCGCGAGUGAUAAAUGAGUAUUUCUACGAGGAGGAAGACUUUGUCACCCAAUUGUACAACCGCAGUUUGCUGUCGCAGUUCGACCAUGAAUAUUUCCGCAAUCUUUUGGACCGGGCGAUUUCAUGGGUAGAUGAGCAAGGGGAUAGUGUCGAUGGAAAACUGAAAGAAGCAAUAAAGUGCCGGUUGGUCUUUCGGCGUGAUUUUCUUCUUAGUUUGGACCAGGAUCUCGAUAUCAUACAGAGUCGGUCAGCCAGUCGCUUCUCAUCUUGUCUGUCGCAAUUGGGCCCCAUAACGGAAUCGGUGCCACUGGGAAGACCAGUACCUGAAGCGUUUAGUUGGAAGAUCCAACGAAAGCUGGCCAGCACAGUUCCCCCUCGACCAAUGGUAAAGAUAAGCUUUGAGGAUGCGCUGGCGCAUUUGAAACGGUUGUGCCAAGAUGCCAUUGAUCUGCUGGAGGUCCUGGAUUACUCUGGACCCCAUAACCUCAAGGUGGCCGUUUGGACUCUGUUGUCUCGGAAGCCCCAGCCGUCAGUUUAUAUUCGAUCACUGGUUCAAUCUAUGAUUCUGAGUAACAUGAUGGUUCUGGGAGCUGUGCCAGUGAAGAAGUUCUUAUAUGAUGAGCUUGCGGAAAUCGUCCUCCCUUCAAGCACGCUUCUGCAAGCCAACACAGACGAGACGGAAAUGCCGACCGACCCUCGCUUUCAGAUAGCCAACCACAUGGAUGCUUUUGUUAAACGCUUUGCUCAGCCAUUUGUGGACACUUUCCGAAGUGCGUGUCUCAAUCGCUGCCGUAUUCGUCGGACAGUAUGUCAUACAAUUGUUGACUGGGACAACCUACAGAUGGAGGCCGAAGACCUCGAUGAACAACUACGCACGCUGAACAACGAACCUCCCCUUAUGCUCCAAAACGGCGACGCUACCUAUUCAUACCCGCUCAGUAGCUGGGCCUACCACCAGAAACUGAACCAGUUCCGGCUCGUUAUCCAGCUCGGAUUCGAACUUUCUAUCUAUUCUCCCGAGGAACUACCAGGAAUGUACUGGUACUUAUCCCACAUCUGCUCCACUCAUCUCGGCCACAUUGACCGAAUCCGCACAUUUACCGUUGCUACCGCGAAGCGCAACCUGACCGCUCUGGCGGGAAAGAAACGCGAUGCCGUCGAGCGACAUGCCGCUUUACAGAAUACGCUCCGUCUUCUCGAAAGACUUACUACGCAAAUCGUCGCCGUGGAUGCCUUUGCCAUAUCGUUACACGCUCUAUAUGUUUUGCUGGCUCGCCAUGAAGUUCUGCCCACAGCAGCGGCCGCGCAGGCAUACUCCAGCGAAAGAUUACGGUAUGAACUCCGCAUGAAGCCCUUCCUAUCGAUUACUUUGCCGGAACUUGUCCCCUUCGACGAAUUCCGGCGAGAGGCUAUCUUAGAAGGGGACAGUGAUGAGACAGUCCUGGAGCGUGCCACGAAAGCCAUCUCUGAAGCCCGCAAAGCUUGGGAAGCGACCCUCGCCAACGGUGCAUUUAUCCGGGAUCCUCAAGGCCAGGCGAAUCAGACCCUGGCCAUUGAAGAAGAUUGGAAGAAGGAUAUUAAGAAUACGUUGCGGGCCUGCAUCGGGGCUAGCAUUGCCAUUGAAACGGUGAAGAAGGCAUUGACCGCGCUCCGUGCAUCCACCGAUGUUGUUAACCUUCAGGUGAGUAUUCCCGACAUGGGUUCCAAAGCGCGUUGGCAUGACUGGUGGGUUGUACCCCAAAUAACGCCGAGGCCGAGCGGCUCUCAGACAUGA
This is a messenger RNA of Aspergillus nomiae NRRL 13137, 2289 nucleotides long. RefSeq names its product N-alpha-acetyltransferase 35, NatC auxiliary subunit. The transcript is spliced from 8 exons. Gene Ontology annotation, biological process: N-terminal peptidyl-methionine acetylation. Gene Ontology annotation, cellular component: NatC complex. NCBI's taxonomy places the organism in Eukaryota, Fungi, Ascomycota, Eurotiomycetes, Eurotiales, Aspergillaceae. The coding region runs from base 1 to 2289 and encodes 762 amino acids. The record is from RefSeq and is a predicted model, not a curated record.